AUGAAGUUCCGCGAUGGCAUGUGGCUGGUCGCCGAGGGCAAACGACUCGAAUAUGCAGAAGAGUUUUUUUCUAUCAGCGAAGCUCAGGAUGGUAAGAAGAUCGCACUUCUGUGUCCUACCAUGCAGAUCCGGAGCAGAGGUGAUACUCUGAAUCGACCUACCUUGACAGUGGACCUGGAAGCCGUUAUGGACGAUGUAAUCUCUGUCGAAGUCACCCACUGGCAUGGCGCUCUAAACAAAGGUCCACACUUCAACCUUUUUACCUCUGGAAGACCAGAGGUAAAUGCCAGCAUCCAAAAGACAGAACAAGGAACCACCAUCUCAGCUGGCAACCUUUCAGCAACAGUAUCCUCAAAGCCUCAUACCUUCGAUAUUCGCUUCCACAGCAAAGACGGCAAGCACAAACUAACCUCACUAUUAAAUCGUAGUGUGGGAUUUGCCUACGACCCUGCAACCAGCAGUCCUAUGCAGACAGCAGAUAUGCGUGACAUCAAGCAUUAUAUCUUAACCCAAAGCACUUUAGGUGUUGGAGAGCAAAUAUACGGCUUAGGCGAACGCUUCGGAGCCCUCAACAAAGUGGGUCAAUCAAUCACACUCUGGAAUGCCGACGGUGGUACCUCUUCCGAACAAGCCUACAAGAACAUUCCCUUCCUGCUGAGCAGCAAGGGCUACGGGAUCUUCAUCGACACACCGGGAAAGGUAGAUCUAGAAGUCGGGAGUGAAAGAUGCUGCAGACUCCAAACUUCCAUCCAAGGCCAACGCCUAAAAUGGCACAUCAUCUAUGGACCCACCCCAAAAGACAUUCUAGACAAGUACACAACUCUCACCGGCAAACCUGCCAAAGUACCUUCUUGGAGUUUUGGCUUGUGGCUUAGCACUUCCUUCACCACUUCCUACGACGACAAGACCGUUUUAUCUUUUCUCGAAGGCAUGAAAGCCCGCGACAUCCCUGUCCAAGUGUUCCAUUACGAUUGUUUCUGGCUUCGCGCAUUCCACUGGUGCGAUUUUGUGUUUUCUCCUGACCAUUUUCCGGAUCCUAAAGCUAGUAUCUCUCGCCUCAAGGCUUCUGGACUAAUGAAUAAAGUCUGUGUGUGGAUAAACCCUUAUCUCGGUCAAGCAAGUCCCAUCUUCGCAGAAGCGGUUUCCAAAGACUUUUUGCUGAAACGCAAGAAUGGGGAUAUCUUUCAAUGGGAUCUUUGGCAAACCGGGAUGGGUAUUAUCGACUUUACAAACCCGGCUGCUGUUGAGUGGUACACCUCUUGCCUGGAAAAACUAUUCGAUAUCGGUGUCGAUAGUCUGAAAACGGACUUUGGAGAGAGAAUCCCUAGCAAGGAUGUUCAAUGGUUUGACUCCACCGUGGAUCCAGAAAAAAUGCAUAAUUACUAUGCGUAUGUUUACAACAAAGUGGUUUAUGAGGCACUGCAGAAGAGGUUUGGGAAGCAUGAAGCUGUUUUGUUUGCUCGCGCUGCUACGGCAGGAACACAGCAGUUUCCCUUGCAAUGGGGUGGAGAUUGCGAAAGUACAUUUGAAGCAAUGGCUGAAUCUCUGCGCGGUGGCUUGUCCCUGGGUAUGUGUGGAUUCUCCUUCUGGAGUGUCGAUAUCGGUGGCUUUGAGGGUACUCCGGACGCAGCAAUCUACAAGCGUUGGGUGCAGUUUGGACUCCUCUGCUCGCACUCACGAUUGCAUGGUAGCAAUAGCUAUCGCGUUCCUUGGCUGGUGGACGACAACGACGAGAGCGAGCAAGGAUGCAGUGCUGUGCUGAGGAAAUUCACGCAGUUGAAGUGCAGGUUGAUGCCCUAUCUCUACUCAACGGCUAUGGAGAGCAUCAAGCACGGUUGGCCUGUCAGCGUAAGAGCCAUGGCAAUCGAGUUUCCAGAAGACAAGACGGCUUGGCUGUGUGAUCAGCAAUUCAUGCUGGGAUCAAAUCUUUUGAUUGCGCCAGUAUUUGACGAGAGUGGAGAGGUGGAGUUCUAUCUGCCUGCAGGCAAAUGGACUAGCUUCUGGGAUGGCCAGGUUGUUGAAGGACCCAAAUGGGUCAAGGAGACGCAUCAGUUUGACACGCUACCCAUGUAUGUCAGGGAAGGAUCUAUUUUGGUACUUGGCAAGGAAGGAGAGAAGAGAACGACUUGGGACUGGACUAAGGACGUCGAGGUCAAGACGUUCUUCCCUAACGAGAAGUCGUGUUUCAAGUUGGUGGAUCCGGACAAUAAGGAGCUGGCUACUAUCACGGUCGUCAAGGAUGGUAAUGAUUGGAAGGUCAAGGGUGCUGAAGCCUUGGCUUGA
Molecule: messenger RNA, 2283 nt
Organism: Aureobasidium melanogenum CBS 110374
Lineage: Eukaryota; Fungi; Ascomycota; Dothideomycetes; Dothideales; Saccotheciaceae
Product: glycoside hydrolase family 31 protein
Exons: 3
Coding region: 1-2283 (760 amino acids)
Biological process (GO): carbohydrate metabolic process
Molecular function (GO): hydrolase activity, hydrolyzing O-glycosyl compounds; carbohydrate binding
Source: RefSeq, a predicted model, not a curated record